AUGGAUGCUAAAACGGAAGCCUCGAACGCUGAUCACGCCCUGCAACCCACUGCCUCUAACGCUGAAGCGUCUAACGGUGUUGAAGCUCAGCUAAGCUCUCACAAGUCGGCUGGUGAUCAACCCGAUGUCGAUGCAAACCUCCAUCCUUUGCCCCUCGAUCACAACGAAGCUCAAGCAAUUGCCCAUCAACAAGCUGUCCAACAACAACAACAACAACAGCUUCAUCAACAGCAAACUCAGCCUAACCCCGUGACAGCUACUCAAACGAUCCAAAUGCGUGCAUUGAUUGUUACACAAGACGCUAGCAUCAUCAUUGGCAAAGGUGGUCGUCACAUUAAUGAGAUCCGAGAGAAAUCGGGCGCACGGGCAACUAUAUCUGAAGCUGUACCAGGAAACGCCGAACGUAUUUUGAGUGUCGGUGGUCCACUCGACGCGGUUUCAAAAGCAUUCGGUCUGAUUGUGCGACGCAUCAACGAUGAGCCAUUCGACGUUCCUUCGGUGCCGGGCUCGCGUGCAGUAACCAUUCGAUUUGUGGUACCGAAUUCGCGUAUGGGAUCAGUCAUUGGCAAGGCAGGAAGUAAAAUCAAAGAGAUUCAAGACAUGAGUGGAGCUCGUGUACAAGCAUCAGAAGCGAUGCUACCUGGCAGCACUGAACGCGUCCUAUCUGUCUCUGGCGUGGCAGACGCCGUUCACAUCGCGGUCUAUUAUGUUGGAAUGAUCUUGGUGGAGAAUCAGGACCGCAUGCCUGCCAACACAACUUAUCGACCGGGUCACGCAACCGGACAGGUCAAUUCCUUGGGCGGUGGUCGUGGUCCCAUGGGCGGUGGAGCAGUUGGCCCGGCCGGCGGACCUGCUUACUAUGGUCAUCCGCCUCAAGGUGGCCAUCCGCUUCACGGACUUCACGGACUUCACGGUCAUCCUCACGCUCACCCCCACGCUCACCCUCACCCUCAUCCCCACCCUCAUCCUCAUCCUCAUAGUGCCGGCGGGUAUCCUAGUAGUGCUCACCAACCCGGAAGUCAAACCCAACAGAUAUAUAUCCCCAACGAACUUGUAGGAGCCGUCAUUGGUAAAGGAGGACAGAAGAUUAAUGAGAUCAGGCAAGCUAGUGCGACACACAUCAAAAUUAUGGAACCAGGAGAGGGUGGACAGGCUGCGAGCACCAAUGAACGUCUCGUCACUAUCACGGGUCAACCCCUACAGAUCCAGAUGGCUGUGCAACUGUUAUAUCAGCGGUUAGAAGCCGAAAAACAAAAACGUUAG
This is a messenger RNA of Melampsora larici-populina 98AG31, 1263 nucleotides long. RefSeq lists its product as uncharacterized. The transcript has 3 exons. The coding region runs from base 1 to 1263 and encodes 420 amino acids. Gene Ontology annotation, molecular function: mRNA binding. Gene Ontology annotation, biological process: regulation of gene expression; regulation of RNA metabolic process. The record is from RefSeq and is a predicted model, not a curated record. NCBI's taxonomy places the organism in Eukaryota, Fungi, Basidiomycota, Pucciniomycetes, Pucciniales, Melampsoraceae. Gene Ontology annotation, cellular component: nucleus; cytoplasm.